GCAAACAGUGGAAUGCGCAGUCCACAUCGAUUGAGGAUAGAAGCUUUUCAAAGUUGAACAUUACUCGAGCUCUAAACAUGCUGCGAGUUUUUAAGGUAGCGAUGGUCAUUCUUGGAGUUCUAGCUUUGCCUCUUGUUCUGGGGAAAGCUAAACACCAGCUUCAGCACGAGAUACCAGAUGCAGCAAAGGUAUUCCAUGGAUUCCGCAGUGGCUUAGCGUUAUUUGAUGUGGACAACGAUGGUGACCUUGACUGUGUCUCUACGAUAACUGAAGACUACGACGAGAGCGUACCGAGCAUUACAUAUGUGUGGCUCCUCAAAGGCGUGAACGGGCACGAAGCGAAAAACAUAUCCUAUUAUGUACGUUCUGGCAACGCCCCUGAUGAGUUCUUGUUCAAAGACAAAAAUGAUAACAAGCCUUUACAAAUCGGCAGAUACGUCUACUCGGACUACAAGGACUGCCUUAUUUUAGAAAUGCCUUACGGGAGCUCGCAAGAAUGCAUGUUAUGGAUAUCUUGGGAAGUAAAGAACAACAUACCGAAAGUGUGCAUGGAUCAACUCGAAGACAACUGUGAAGGAUCGAAGCUUUCUUUCGACGAAGCCACCUGCAGCCCCUUUUUUAAGCAAACUAAUAAAAAAGGAUAACAACAAUAAAA
This is a messenger RNA of Rhipicephalus microplus (southern cattle tick), 655 nucleotides long. RefSeq lists its product as uncharacterized. Gene Ontology annotation, molecular function: amine binding. Gene Ontology annotation, biological process: symbiont-mediated perturbation of host defenses. The record is from RefSeq and is a predicted model, not a curated record. NCBI's taxonomy places the organism in Eukaryota, Metazoa, Arthropoda, Arachnida, Ixodida, Ixodidae.